This is a messenger RNA of Annulohypoxylon maeteangense, 1815 nucleotides long. RefSeq names its product NADPH dehydrogenase. Bases 247 to 1620 code for a protein of 457 amino acids. Gene Ontology annotation, molecular function: NADP binding; NADPH dehydrogenase activity; FMN binding. The transcript has 3 exons. The record is from RefSeq and is a predicted model, not a curated record. Gene Ontology annotation, cellular component: intracellular anatomical structure. Lineage: Eukaryota; Fungi; Ascomycota; Sordariomycetes; Xylariales; Hypoxylaceae.
GAGCAUAACAUAAUUCCAGUAAUCUCAACAGCACGCCAUAAAUACCAAGCUUUCAAGGUUGGAAACUCCUCUAUUAAUAUUAGUAAUUGGGUACCUACAAGUGGAGGUUUAUUUUCCCGUCGCAAUAGCUCGGCAAUCGCAUCCAACGUUAAACCCCGCCGCGAACCCAAUGACAGAUCAUCACUUUCCAUUUAACUCAAAAGCUUCAUAGAUCACUAGAGCCCAAGUCGAGAGAUCAUCGCGAAAAUGACUACCGAUCAGAACUCGCCCAAUCGUGGACAACCCAAAAGUAUCCCUAACAAACCAGCCGAUGGCGUCCCAUUCUUCACCCCGGCCCAAGAACCUCCGGCUGGGACUGCGCUGAAUCCCCAACCGGAUGGCAGUCCUAUCCCGAAACUCUUCACUCCUUUGAAGAUCCGCGGCGUCACUUUUCAAAAUCGAAUCAUCGUCUCGCCGCUAUGUCAAUACUCAGCCGAAAACGGGUUGCACACUUUAUGGCAUACGACUCACCUAGGCGGCAUCGUACAGCGCGGGCCCGGCCUCACAAUCGUCGAAGCCACCGCGAUCCAACCCCGCGGACGCAUCACCCCCCAAGACAGCGGUCUCUGGAAUAACACCCAAAUCGGUCCCCUACGCCAACACGUGCACUUCGCACACUCGCAAGGCCAGAAAAUCGGCAUCCAGCUCGCCCACGCCGGCCGCAAAGCCUCGACCGUAGCGCCAUGGCUGAGCCGCGGUGCCGUAGCAACCCAUGAUGUAGGUGGGUGGCCCGACGACGUGGUAGCCCCGAGCGCAGUCGCGUACGCAGAUGACCACGCUGUUCCGCGGGCGUUGAGUUUGGCGGAGAUCGCGGAGAUCAAGGUGGAUUGGAGGAAUGCGGCGAGGCGGGCUGUGGAGGCGGGGUUUGAUGUGAUUGAGCUGCAUUGCGCGCACGGGUAUUUGUUGCACAGCUUUUUGUCGCCGGCGAGUAAUCAUCGCACGGAUGCGUAUGGAGGGAGCUUUGAAAAUAGGGUCAGGUUGGUCUUGGAGCUGGUGGAUGAGCUGAGGGGUGUUAUACCGGAGACUAUGCCACUGUUCGUACGUAUUAGUGCGACGGAUUGGUUGGAGGAUGUUGAGGGAUAUGAAGGCGAUAGCUGGAAGCUAGGUGAGGCGGCACGGUUGGCGGAACUAUUGGCGGAUAAGGGUGUCGAUGUGAUUGAUGUGUCGAGCGGAGGGAAUCAUCCGUUACAAAAGAUUAAGCCGGGACCGGGAUACCAGGCGCCUUUCGCUAAGGCGAUUAAGAAAGCGGUUGGGGAUAAACUUCUUGUCAUGACUGUGGGAAGUAUUACGAGCGGAAAACUAGCUGAGAAGUUGCUUGUAGGUGAUGUUACGGAUGAUAGCCCACCUCUAGACCUUGUGGCCUCUGGAAGAUUAUUCCAGAAGAACCCGGGACUGGUCUGGACUUGGGCUGAAGAGCUUCACACUUCGAUAUACAUCGCAAGCCAAAUUGGAUGGGGCUUUGGAGGAAGGGCCACCAAACAAGAAACAGGGCAUCCCACAAGGGCAGAAGAAGAGGAAGCUACUAAAGCUUCGGUUGUGGCUGAAAAGAAACAUGAUGACCUAGGCGCUAUCCCUAGAUAAAUAGGUAGGUAUCUGCAAUGGCGAAGUCGGCGAUGGCGACGGCGACGGCGAGAAUAGCAUAUAGCGAUAGAUGGGAAUAGAAGUAGAGUAGCGUUAAGGGAAGAUUAAAGGGGUUUUCUGCUUAUGCCGUAACAUGUUUAGCUCCCUUUCCUACCUACCUAGUAGACACCAAGCUACUUCGAUAUGAAAUCAAAC